Colletotrichum spaethianum is the source of this 981-nucleotide messenger RNA. Its product is annotated as glutathione S-transferase omega-like 2. The coding region runs from base 1 to 981 and encodes 326 amino acids. Gene Ontology annotation, molecular function: glutathione transferase activity. NCBI's taxonomy places the organism in Eukaryota, Fungi, Ascomycota, Sordariomycetes, Glomerellales, Glomerellaceae. The transcript is spliced from 2 exons. Gene Ontology annotation, cellular component: cytoplasm. The record is from RefSeq and is a predicted model, not a curated record.
AUGCAGCCGGGAAAAGGCGGGGCCUUCGAGCGUAACGAAGCCCAGUUCCGCAACUUCAUCUCCAAUGGCCCUAAUGCGAAAUUCCCGGCUGAAAAGGGUCGCUAUGCACUCUAUUGCCACCGUGUCAUGAUUGUUCGCGCACUGAAGCGCUUGGAAGACGUUGUCGACUUGUACAUCUGCGGGAUGAGCAUGGGCAAGGAAGGCUGGUACUUUGACGACAGCCCAGAGGCCGCAAAGUUCGGCGUCCUGCCCAAGGAUCCCGUGUAUGGUUUCAAGACCAUCAAAGAACUGUACCUCAAAGCCAGCCCGGGCUACAACGAACGUGUGACCGUUCCUGUGCUCUGGGACAAGAAGACACAUACCCUCGUCAGCAACGAGUCGAGUGAGAUCAUACGCAUGUUUUACACCGAGUUCGACCACCUUCUGCCCGAAGCCGACCGAGAAGCUAGCAGGUCAGGCGGAGGGCUGUACCCAGAAGCUUUGAGGAAAGAGAUCGAUGGGAUCAACGACUGGGUCUACCACACCGUAAACAAUGGCGUUUAUAAAUGCGGCUUUGCAUUUACUCAGGCCGCCUAUGAAGAGAACGUCGAGAAUCUGUUCAAGUCGCUAGAUCGAUUGGAGGACAUUCUCAAGAACCGCACUUUCCUUCUUGGCGACCACAUCACCGAAGCCGAUGUCCGGCUGUUUCCCACCAUUGCACGGUUUGAUACGGCCUACUUCCCUGUUUUUAUGUGCAACCUGGGUUUGAUCCGCAACGACUAUCCCAAUCUCCACUUGUGGCUGAGAAGACUGUACUGGGAUCAAAGCGAGAAGACGCAUGGAGCAUUUUUCAAGACGACGGAACCCUGGAUCUCACUGUAUAAAAGUGGUUAUGGCAAUGCAAGAGCAAGAGUUUUGGGUAUCACUGGGCCAGUAAUUAUUCCUAAAGGACCGCGCGUUACGAUCCAAGAGCUGAAGGAAGAGGAGAUGUUAAAGAGCUGA